AUCGACAGCGGGAGGUGUCAACCGAACAGGUUGAGCUCAGCGGAUCGAAUGUGCGUCGUGCAAAGCUGCCUGCUCUCAUGACGGACGGGGCUGGGUGUUGUGCUGUGCAACGCGAAGACUAUGCUGUGCUACUAUGAGAAGAUUCGAGGGCAAUCCGAGCCAGUUUGAGUUGGGAUGGAUCUUUCUUCCCAGAAAUCCCCUCUCGCGCCGCGUUACUGGGGCGACGAAACGGGGCCUGGAGGGGUCUGGGGUAUAUAUCUCAAGAAAGUUCGUUACCACCCUUCGUCUUCCUACACCAACGGCGAGAACGACGACACCGUCUCCCACCUAGAAUGGGAAACAAUCAAGGUGAAGUCCCUCAAAGCUGGCACGCUAGACGUGAUAGUCGCCUCCCUCGCUGACGAUCAGGGGGAGCUCGAUCCCAACGUUGCACAUAUCGUACUCAGUACCUUCAGGUCAUUCGCGACGACGCGCCGAUUGCUGGACAGUAUAAUACAACGCUACACGGCCAUCAAAGAGUCUAAAAUCAAGGUUGCGGAAGACACAGAGCGGGGGCAUCUUUCGGCUCUUCUACAGACGCUCAGCGAAUGGAUUGACAAGUAUCCCGAAGACUUUUUCGCACCGCCAGACCAUGACGAUCUGCUGGAGCUUCAGCGGUUCGUGAACCUGUGGGCGCCUUCGAGUUCUGUUGAAAGAAAAAUCCAAAGCCGGGUAAAAGAGUUUAGGGCGAAGAAGAGCGCGAGAUUCUUCGAGCCCAAGUCGUGGAUCAACGAGUAUUCUCGUGACCAAAUGAAAAUCGCGCUGCAAUUCGAGGAUAUAGAUAACAAACAUUUCGCCUUACAACUCACUUGGAUGGAUAUGACACUGUUCAAGCGAUUGGUUCCCUACCAUUGCUUAGCUCAUCGGAUGAAGAAGGACGAGAGGUACGGCGAGACAUACAACGACACCGUGAAGCAGUUCAAUUCUGUUGUGAGAAAAGUAAUCUCCAUGAUAGUCAUGGGAGGAGCCGAGGUCAAAGUUACUCAGAGGGCGGAAGUUCUCACCAAAUGGAUAGAAAUCGCGGACGAACUUCGCUACGUUAAAAAUUUCACAUCACUCAAAGCAAUCAUAGCGGCGCUGCAAUCCAAUGAUAUUUAUCGUCUGAGUCGUGUAUGGCAAGCUGUCCCCAAAGAGAAGGCUCAGCGAUUCUCGGAGUUGGCGGCGAUUUUCAGUGAAGACAAUAAUGAAAUGAACGCGCGUUCUCUGCUGCUCAAAGAGGGGACGGCGAAAACAGCCGAUUGGAAGCCGGACAGAGCCAACUCGAAGUCGCCGAAGAACAACAAAACGCAUCAUUUCAAUCAUCAGCCAACGAUAAGCGGGACUAUCCCGUAUCUCGGAACUUUCACCAAAGACCUCACAAUGACGGAUAGCGCGUUGCCGGAGACCACGAAGCAUCCCGACGGCUCCGUGCUCAUCAACUUUGAAAAAAAACGGAGAGAAUUCGAAAUUCUAGCGAAUAUCAGAAUCCUCCAAGGAUCCGCCAAUAGUUACCAGAUUCAGCCCGACCCAGCGUUCCUCGUCUGGUUCGAUAGUAUAGAAAUUCUCCGCGAAGAUGAAAGCUAUGAACUCUCGUGUGAAAUCGAGCCACCGAACCCGAUCACAAUCAAAGAAACUAACUCACGCUCCGAAGGUUUACGGAGAAGCACAUCUGUCAACGAUGCCGUAGCUUUCGGUCACAGGAAGAACCCCUCAACAUCUUCGACGAGCUCGAGCUCGUGUGCUUUAUACUCACAGGACCUGCAGAGUACCAGCGAUGUAUCUUCGAUGCAGUCGUUGGCAGUAGGAGUCGCCGAUAGCAGCGGUUUGGGGAGCCUGUCCGAUUCACGCCUAUCCCAAUCGACGUGUAGUCUCUCUCUGACGCGCAAUGGGCUCUCAACGAACGGGAGACUCGUGGGCAGUCCGGGAUCUAGGAAUCCCGAGGUUCACAUAGCGAAAGUCAGCAUUGCUCAAACCGGAGUCACCCCUCAGCAGGGGCAGAAUCUGUACAAAAGUAUUUUUCUGAGUAAUCGUGAAAGAACGCAGCAAGUCAUCAAAGUCUCUCUGGAAAAAUUCAACAUCACCGAUGAUCCAGGCAAUUAUAUACUCGCCCAACAGGGCCCCGACGGUCAAGAGAUAGUGAUACCUCCCGACACCAAUGUUUUCUACGCUGUCAACAAGUCCUUCGAUCUGAACUUCGUUCUCAAGCACCGUUCGCUCCAACGGCCUACGGGACCGAGUCUGUUGAAACACAAGUCAUCCAGUAUGUCCCUACUACUUAGACGGAAGUUCUGACAUCCCGUGGCGGGAGCCAUUCAAGGUUCUUAGAUUGUCUCUCCCGCUCCCGACAAGCUAAAAGUCUUGGAGACAAAACAUUGCUCAGCCGAUUAAUGUAUGGGGGAAAGGAAGUGCCGUUCAAAGUACCGACCGAGUGGAUGAACAGUGAACAGUGCAUGAACAAGUGUGUACAUUUUUUGAUUUCCCACCGCGACCGGUAGGAAUGCCGUUAUAUCAGUGAUGAUGAGAAGAAUGGUUGUUGUUAAUUGUUGUUGUAGUUGUAUUGUAGCAGAGAAGAAUCUAUCAGGGAAAAUCCAGAGAUCUUUCAUGAGGAUUUCUGAUGCUUUUUUUUAUUGAUCUUUCGAUCACAAAUCUAUCGGAGAAUGAUGUAUGUAACUAUAUAUUUAUACACGUACCGUCACACAAAUCGCGGCUAUCCGUGAAGACUCUCGAAAGGCUCUAUUCUCUCAAGGCUCAUCGCCUCAGAUUUCUGUUCGAUGACCGAGUAUGCGGAAUGCUGCCCCACAAAUCCGUGGUGAAUGCGAAACGAGGUGGAAAUUAUCGGAUGCAAAGGGCCCACGGAUCUUUCCGGGCUGACUCUAUGAGCCCGGAGGGGCAACGAUCGAAUAAUAAUUGAAUAAUGCGAUCAGGGUUCUAGCGCCCGGACCGAACGCCGAUGGGUUCCCCGUCGGCUUAAGUUAUCUGAGUUCUUUUCCAUUUUCAACAUCGAGAGAAAUAUUAUUUAACUAAUAAAAGCUGUAAAUGGAGAA
Molecule: messenger RNA, 3062 nt
Organism: Galendromus occidentalis (western predatory mite)
Lineage: Eukaryota; Metazoa; Arthropoda; Arachnida; Mesostigmata; Phytoseiidae
Gene: Rgl
Product: Ral guanine nucleotide dissociation stimulator-like
Exons: 11
Coding region: 175-2310 (711 amino acids)
Biological process (GO): Ras protein signal transduction
Cellular component (GO): plasma membrane
Molecular function (GO): guanyl-nucleotide exchange factor activity
Source: RefSeq, a predicted model, not a curated record